UUCCUUCUCUACAAUUCCUCCACUAUGGCUGUUGUUACAAGAAACGUUCUUGUUGCUUCCCUACUUCUCCUCUCUCUUCUCGUUCUCCCACUCGUUGAGGGUGAUCAAGUGAUGGCGGUGAGACUCUCAACUCCUAGUUCUGGCACACAGAGCCCUAUUACUAAGACCACCACCAUUGAUUGUGGAUCCGCAUGUGUAGCGAGGUGCCAACUAUCGUCAAGGCCUCGCUUAUGCAACAGAGCUUGCGGGACUUGCUGUUUCAGAUGCCAAUGCGUCCCUCCUGGCACCUCCGGCAACUACGAUGCCUGCCCCUGCUACGCCAACAUGACCACCCAUGGCAACAGACGCAAAUGCCCUUAAAUUAAAAAAACCAUCAUUUUCUGCAACCCUUAUUAUGGUGUGAUAUAGCAUC
Messenger RNA from Telopea speciosissima, 412 nucleotides. RefSeq names its product gibberellin-regulated protein 1-like. The record is from RefSeq and is a predicted model, not a curated record. Bases 25 to 360 code for a protein of 111 amino acids. NCBI's taxonomy places the organism in Eukaryota, Viridiplantae, Streptophyta, Magnoliopsida, Proteales, Proteaceae. The transcript is spliced from 3 exons.